Phaedon cochleariae (mustard beetle) is the source of this 6294-nucleotide messenger RNA. NCBI's taxonomy places the organism in Eukaryota, Metazoa, Arthropoda, Insecta, Coleoptera, Chrysomelidae. The record is from the annotation of a GenBank genome assembly.
AUGCAAUCCAACAUCUUGAUAAUAUACAUUUAUUUUGGUAUUAUUCUUACUUCAGCGUACGAUACAGACGUUGAUACAGACUUUGAUACAGACUUUGAUACACACUUUGAUACAGACUUUGAUACCGACAGUGCCGAGGAAUACGAUGAGUCCGAUGAGAAUUAUAGCGAAAGAAAACUACUAAUGAUGGAAAGAGAACUAAGGGAUUACUUAGGAUAUUAUAGUAAUUUCGUUUCUGAGAGAGAUAGCGACUGGUGUCCCAAGAAGUGUGAUAAUGCAAAUGAAAUUUAUGAGAGUCCGAACUUGAGGUCAUAUUGUACUUGUGACCAUAACAAACAUACAAUUAGACACGAUUGCCAAGAACGUGAAAUUUUCAACAGCAGUCUUGGAUUUUGUCACGAACUACCUGGCAAAGGAAUUAGUUCCUGUAUUAUAAAGAAUCAAAAUUGCCCAAGAAAUCAGCGAGGUAUCAUACGACACCCGAAUAAUAAUUUUUUCCAACAUUAUAUAUUAUGUAUGGACGAUCUAGUUAUAGCUGCAAAAUGCGAUGAUAUGUAUUACUAUGACGAUGAAGAAAAAACAUGUAAAAGAAUGCACAUAGAUAAUACAUAUUUAGCAGUAUCGGACUGUCCUAUUGUCCCGAAAAUCGAAUGCGAAAAAACUGGAAUUACACCAAUGACGCACUACGAGUAUUUACUUCAGAAUGAGAAAGUACGAUGCAGAAAUUGUUUCUACAUGUGUAGUAUCAGAGAUAUUCAUACAUUCGAGUUGAAAAUAACUUGCGAAAGUAUAAUCACUUAUGUGGCUGGUCAAUGGGUUAACACAAGCAAACCAGAUUCACAAGUUAUCGAAAUCAGAACUACUCCGCACCAUGGCCGUGAUUCAAAUGAAGACAUGCAGAAAACCACAACCAAUCGAUAUGAGGAUAGCUCAUAUGCGACCAAAGACAGUGGAACUCGAUCUACUUGGAAAGAAUAUAUAACCAAACCUCACGGACUAGAUCACACUACAAAACAUGGUCAUCAUUCGACUAGAUCUGAAUAUACCGCGAGCGAGAGCACUACAGACAAAAGUAAAGGAACUACACAAUCAGAUAAUACGAAUUCAAUAAGUUCAUUAACUACCGGAAGAAAGAGAACUACAGAAAACUUUGCUGAAAACAAUAAUGAUAAGGGUUCAUCAUUCUCUGGAACAGAACGAAGUACAUCAGAUAUCUCAGGGGAACAUACCAACAGCGGAGGAAUUUCAAUCACAGAAGGUGAAAGAACUACUGAGAAAUAUACAAGAAAACCAGAUUCACAUGUUAUCGUAGACAAAACUACUCCACACCACGGCCAUGAUACAAAUGGAGACACUCAUAAAACCACAACCAAUCAAUAUGAGGAUAGUUCAUAUGCGACCAAAGAUAGUGGAACUCGUUCUACUUGGAAAGAAUAUAUAACCCAACUUGACGGACGAGAACACACUACAGAACAUGGUCAUUAUCCGACUAAAUCUGAAUAUACCGUGAGCGAGGGCACUACACACAAAACUAAAAUAACUACACAAUCAGAUCAUACGAAUUCAAGAAGUUCAUUAACUACUGAAAGAAAACAAACCACGGAAAACUCUGAUAAAACCAAUGAUGAUACGGGUUCAUCACUUUCUGAAAGGGAACCUGGUACAUCAGGCGAUACAACCAAAACUUUUUCAUCAACUACCAGAAGCACAGGUUUCUUAGAUGAGCAUACCACAAUCAACAGCGGAGGAAUGUCAACCAGAGGAAGCGAAAUAACUACUAAGCAAUAUACAAGCAAACCAGAUUCACAAGUUAUCGAAAACAAAACUACUCCGCACCAUGGCCGUGAUUCAAAUGAAGACAUGCAGAAAACCACAACCAAUCGAUAUGAGGAUAGCUCAUAUGCGACCAAAGACAGUGGAACUCGUUCUACUUGGAAAGAAUAUAUAACCAAACUUGACGGACGAGAACACACUACAGAACAUGGUCAUCAUUUGACUACAUCUGGAUAUACUACUACACAAUCAGAUCAUACGAACUCAAGGAGUUCAUCAACUACCGAAAGAAAACGAACUACAGAUAACUUCGCCAAAACCAAAGAAAGCGAAAGAACUACGCCGAAUGAAGGAUUCGGUGGCACUAGAGUAACAGUUGGAUACACUUCAAUAAAUAGUGAACAUGAUGAGACAUCACCAAAACUCACAACUAUAACAAAGGGUUAUGUAACAAGUAAAGGUGACAGUAGUUCUACCGAAGGCCAAAGAACUACAGAAGAAUAUAAUACAAUCAGAAGUAGUUCAUCGGAUAUUGAUAAAGAAAAAACUAUACUGGAAAAUACGGAUAAGACUGGGCCAUCAACUACCGGAGGUGAAAAAGCCACAGGAAAAUAUAGUACCAUCAAUAGUGCCAGUAGUUCAUUGAUAACUGAAAGUGGAGGGAAUACACCAGACCAUGGUUCAUCAACUACCAGAGCCAAAGAAACCACAGUGGAGUAUACUACAAUCGAUAGUAGUUCAUCAAUAUCCAAAAUUGGGACCAUAACAGAACCUACAACAUCAACCGAAGGAAACGAAAAAGCUACUAAAGAAUAUAUCACAGUCACUACUGAUCUUGAUAAAACGAUUACGGAAAACGGGGGAAUUACAACAAUGAACUGGUUAUCAACAACAGAAAACAAUGAAACCAAACAGGACCAUACCACAAUCAAUAGAGGGAGCAGUUCACCAAUAAGUGAAAGUGACAAAAAUGAAGCGAAACAUACAACUGUUAGCAUAUCAUCUACUAUAUCAAGUCAACUAAUUACACAGGAACAUACUACAAUCAAUGAUGGCAGCAGUUCAUCAGUCACUAGAAGUGGGGAAGCUACACCAAACCCUAUAACUAUGAGUAGUUCAACAAAUAGUGAAGGCGCAGGAACAGAAAACCAUAUAACAAUUAAUAAGGACGAUAGUUCAUCAAUUACUGGAAUUGGAGAGACUACUCCAGAAGAUACAACAAUUACUAUUUCAUCAACUACCAGGAUCGAAGAAAUCACACCAAAGUAUACCACUUUGAGAAAUUCAUUAACCACAGGAAGCGAAGCAACUACCGAACAAUAUACUAUAAUAAAAGAUGACAGUACUUCAAAAAUUAUCGAGAAGAAAACUACACCAGACCAUAUAACCGUGAGUAUUUCAACUACCACAAACGAAGGAACCACAGAAAAAUAUACUACAACCAAUAAUGGCAGACAAGACGAUAGUAUUUCCGAAAGUGAGGAAAGUGAGGAAAGUGAGGAAAGUGAGGAAAGUGAGGAAAGUGAGGAAAGUGAGGAACAUACUAAAUCAAUUCAUGAUAGUGAAGAUAUAACAAUGAGCGAUUCAUCAACUACCGGAAGAAAAGAAAUCACAAAGGGAUAUACUGCAAUCGAUAGUGGCAGUAGUUCUGAAAACAUUGAAAUCAAAGGAACCACAUUGAAUUAUUGGACUACUGAAAGAAGAGGGGUUACAGGGGAAUCCACAACUUUGAAUCGAUCAUCAUCUACCGACGACGAAAAAACUUCACCAAAACAGACUACAUUUGGUGGUAGAAGUUCAACAGCUACGAUAGGCGAAGGAACCAGAGACUCCAAAGAAGAAUAUAUUAGUAGCGGUAGUUCAUCAGUAACUGAUAGUGAACAGAGAGAAACAUAUACAACAAUAAGCGGAUCAUCAACUUUAGAAAGCGAAAAAAGCACAAGAACAUAUACUACAAUUAUUAGUGGAAGUGGUAGCGAAGAAACUACAUCAAACCAUACAACUGAAAAUGAGUCAUCAAGUAACGGAAACGAAAAAUCAACAAUAGAACAAACUGAAAUGAAUAGUGACAGUUCUUCAUUGAGUAUUAGAAGUGAAGGCACUACGCGAUACUAUACGACAAUGAGUGAAUCAUUCUCUACCCCAACAGUAUAUAUCACGAUUAAUAGUGGCAGGAGUUCAACUGGAAACGAAGGAUCAAGACCACAACAUACAACUUCAAGUAGUACACUAACCUCAGGAGUUGAAAGAAUCACAGGAAAAUAUAAUACAAUUGAUGGUAGCUUUAGUUCAUCAACUAUCGAAGAAGAAACUACACUGAAUCUUAGUAUUUCAUCAUCUACCAAAGGCGAAAGAGUUACAGAACUCACAGGAGGAUAUACUACUGCUACUGAUAGCGAAGAAACUACCGAAAUAACUACACUGAAAAAUACCACUACAAGCAUGUCAUCAACUACUAGAUACGAAGAUGCCACACAGGAUCAUACUACAAUCAACAAUAGUGGUAGUUCAACAAUUAUCAAAAAUGAAGGAACUACGAAAGACCAUGAUACUUUGAGUAGUUCAUCAACCACAGAUGGAAAAACCAUUGGAGGAUAUACCACAAUCGAUAGUAGUAGUAGUUUAUCAAUCAAUACACCACAUCAUGCAACUAUAAGUAGAUCACCUACUACCAAAGGAGAAGGAACGACGGGAAAAUCAUUCGCUAGUAGCAGUAGCACAUAUAUUAUUGGAGAAACAACAAAAAAAGCUGGGGACGAAAAAACAACAGAAGAAUAUAAUACAAUAAAAAUUGGUAGUCGAUCACCAAUUACUCAUAACGAAGAAACUACACCAAAGUAUGCAACUACAAUUAGUUCAACAGCAGUCAGAAAUGAAGAAACCACGAAUGAAUAUACGUCAAUCGAUAGUGGUAAUACUUCAGUAAUGAUGGAAAGCGAUGAAACCACAUUAGGAAGUGGAAGUAUCACAGGAGAAUAUACCAUAUUCAAUGGUGUCGGCAGUUCAUCAGUUAUUACUGAUAGCAAACAAACUACAUCAAAACAGACAACUACCGUAAUCAGUGGAACCACGAGAGCAUAUAGAACGACAGAUAGUGGCAGUAGUCCACCAAUUAUUGAAAGUGAAGAAACUACACUGGUACAUUCAAGUAAGUCUUCAACUAUGGGAAUAAGAAAUUCUGGCAGCAGUACAUCAGCCACUGAAGAAUACACUACUUUCGAUAGUGGCAAUAGUAUGAUAACUGAAAGCGAAGCAACUACAUCAGAUUAUACGACUAUUGAUAGUUCAUCUCCUUCUGAAAGCGAAAAAACAACAGAGAAAUACACUACAAACAAUGAUAAUAGUAGUUUAUCAACUAUUGAAAUCACAGAAAGUACAUCAAAACAUACAGUAAUCAGUUUAUCAACGACGAAUAUCGAGGAUAGUUCUGAUGAAAGUAUUUCAUCAACUUCCGGAAGAGAAGGAACUGCAGGAAAAUAUUCCACAGUCAAUGGUAAGGAUUCUUCAGUUACCAAAAACGCAGGUGAAACCACAACCAUAAGUAGUUCACCUACAACCGGAAGUAAAAGGACUACAGUUGCAUAUACUCCAAUGAAUACUGGGAUCAAUUACGAAUCAACUACCAUUAGCGAAGUAACCAAAGAGGAAAGUACUUCAAUGGAUAGUGGUAGUAGUAUAUGGAAUCCAGAAAGCGGAAUAACUACACCAGUGUAUGCAAGCACAAAAAGUUCAUCGAGUACCGAAAGAAAUGAGGCAACAUCAACACAAGAACAACGUACUUCCAUUUAUGACAGAAGAUCAACUACCGGAAGUGAAGGAUUCACUCCAGAUCAUACGAGUCCGUCAUCAUCCAGCACAAGAUGGAGAACCACUGAGGAAUAUGCAGAAUCAACAAACAAUCUAUCAGAUAGACCAUGUCCUUCGGAAGGCUUUUUUCGUUACAAUUUUUCUUGCUCUUCACAUUACGAAUGCUAUUACAGCAAUAUACACAGAAGAAUUGUAGCAUCAAGGGUGUACGAAUGCCCAAAAUGCCUCAAAUUUAACGCAAAAGCUCGUAGAUGUGACCUGCCAGAAAAUGUAGCAGAAUGCAGCAUCCAUGAACCAAACUACCAAUACUUGAAAAGUCACCUUCUCACUAAGCCUGUGAGAGUUUGCAGUGGGCCAGGAAUAUUUGCAGAUCCCUCAGAUGAUGGAAAAUUUUACAAAUGUAUCGAUAUUCUAGAUGAGAAAAUCAAUUAUUUGACAGUUUCAUUUUGCCCAAAUGGAACGAAAUUCAACCCCGACACGCAGCAAUGUGAUCAGCAUUAUGAAAGGCAAAAAAAUUACAAUGUAUUCGGAGAUUGCAAAUUGACGAACUAUGCUUUCCACAAGUUCAGUUGUCAGAGAUUCUUCUAUUGUGUUGAUGAUACAAAACCUGUUGAACUAAAAUGUCUUGACGGAUACAUGUUUAAUGGACAAUUUUGUGAGCAGAUAAAUCAAACUAUUUUCUGUAAUUGGGAUCAACUGAAACGGUAUCUGUAG